This is a messenger RNA of Sparassis crispa, 1740 nucleotides long. RefSeq lists its product with no specific name. The transcript is spliced from 13 exons. NCBI's taxonomy places the organism in Eukaryota, Fungi, Basidiomycota, Agaricomycetes, Polyporales, Sparassidaceae. Bases 1 to 1740 code for a protein of 579 amino acids. The record is from RefSeq and is a predicted model, not a curated record. Gene Ontology annotation, cellular component: nucleus.
AUGUCGGGAUAUGGGGAAACUCCCGACCAUCAACCUCUUCACAAGGCCUCGUCGCUGGUGUUGAAUGUGCCAAGCAGGUUUGGUGCUCACAUUGUGCGUCAAGUGGAGAAAGAUGAAGACAUGGAUGAGAUCAUUCCAGACAGCGAGGAAGAAAGGAUAAAACAAAGACGAAUGAAGGCUGACAAACUGAAGAUCGCUAACGAGGGUGAAGUAGACGUCUUCGUAAUACCUUCCGACGAGGAUGAGAAAAUGCCAGACGUCCCACAAUGGGAGCCCAUUGUUGAUCGUUUUAACCCACAUACAAAGAAUGGCAACACCACCGAUAGUUCAUCCGACAAUCCUCAGCCCGUGGCUGCUACUCCCAGGCGAAGGAAUCCGCAGACACCGAGAGCUCGGCGCAUAAUUCUGAGCUCUAGUUUAGAAGUUUUGGAUAGCGAGGCAGAGGCUCUUCUUCCGGCACCGCUUAGGGAACCUCGAUCCCGUACUACUCAUAAACCUACUGGCGAAGUAAUUGACCUCACGUCUGGCUCUUCGGAAGAUAGCGACCAUGGCCUCCCUAAACAUGUUGAAGUUGUACGGGUGCCGAAAACGAAGCGGCAUGCAGUCAGGCCAACUCCUGCCGCAGAGCAGAAAGCGUUCAUCCCGUUGUACGUGGAUGACGACGGGGAAGAGGAGGCCAACAUGGACGACGGAUCCAUACUCAUUCUAGAUGAACCACGGAGUGCUCACAAACCUAUUCGUAAGACCCCGCCUUCUGCUCCCGGCAUCAACACUGUCGCGGCAGGUCCGUCUACUUCACUCACAUCCGCAACCCGCGGAUCCGACGUCGACUCGACCAAUGAUGACACACCGCUCACCGCAUACCGCACGCCCGCUUCGUCUCGCACCAUCGUAUCCCCCGCCGUUAGCACGCCGACGGGGAAAGGCGCAAGGCCCCCGCGCCUCACGAAGAAGGCGCUCCAAGCAGCGGAGCAGGCGCACCGAGAGACGUAUGCGCAAGCAUUCUUCGACGAGCUCAACCGCGUGGUGUUCCAGGGCAGGAUCCCGCAGGAUACGCAGCUUCGCUGGAAUAAAAGGCUUCUAACGACUGCUGGGAGGGCGAAGUGGCAUAAAUCUCGGGAUGGCGUACAGACCGCUCAGAUUGAGCUGGCUGUGAAAAUUCUGGACUGUAACGAACGGAUCCGUAACACGCUCUCGCAUGAGAUGUGCCAUCUCGCAUGCUGGAUCAUCAAUAAAGAUCCGAAGGAGGGUCACGGACAAAUCUUCAAAGAAUGGGCAGACAAGGUGAUGAGUGCUCGGCCUGACAUUCAGGUCACGACCAAGCACAGCUACGAGAUCACCUACAAGUAUGAGUGGAAAUGUGAGAAGUGUGACAAGAUAUAUGGCCGUCAUAGCAAGAGCAUCAAUCCGGACGAAUGCGUAUGCGGGUCAUGCAAGGUCGGCAAGCUGAUCCCGCUGUUCGAGACGGCCCAGCGCGCCCCGAAGACACCGAAGACCAAGGCUGACAGCCAACAGGCUUCAACGAAGAGCCGCGAUUCUCCCAUCGUGCUCAUGUCGCCUAUCAUAGACCUCACUAUAGAUUCUGUGGAGCAGGAGACCCCCACGCGUGCGCGGCGCUGGGAGGGUGCUGGGCGUCCAAAGUCGAUUUUGCGCGCUCACACCUCUGACGACGAGGCCGAUGUUACAGAGCUGGUCCAUAUAAUGGGUGUGGUCAGCAUAGGGAACAACGGUAGUGCAUGA